Messenger RNA from Daucus carota subsp. sativus, 3277 nucleotides. RefSeq lists its product as uncharacterized. Bases 612 to 2966 code for a protein of 784 amino acids. The transcript has 13 exons. The record is from RefSeq and is a predicted model, not a curated record. Lineage: Eukaryota; Viridiplantae; Streptophyta; Magnoliopsida; Apiales; Apiaceae.
CCACAUCGGUUUUUAACGACCGAUGUCUUUUGUUGAUAUAAACAUCGGUGUUUUAGUCAAACCGAUGUUAUAAGUCUGUUUUAAAAAAUAAACAAGCGCGCCUUCCCCCGUUUUCCCCCCUUGGCCAAAUAAUUCAUUCCCUCCUAAAACUUCCCCCUGUUUUUUUGCCUUAGCAAAAUUUCCCACCCCCGCUCUUUUCUUUUCAAUGUCCUUAAUCUCCUCAAUAAAUUAAAAAUAAAUAUAAAUUAUAAUAAAAAACAUAAAAUAUAAAACUUAAAAUUCAAAACACAUGAAAUUCAAAACACAGUCUCACCUCACUCACUCUCACCUCGUCACCUCGUCACUCUCCUCUCUCACCUCUCCUCUCACUCUCACCUCGUCACUCUCCUCUCUCGUCACUCUCUCACCUCUCUCACUGCUGUGAAGCUGCUCUCUCUCUCUCUGGGCUGUCUCUGUAGUCGAAGUCGAGGUUCCAGUCGAAAGUCGAAGUUCCAGUCGGGUUAAAGCUGGGUUUAGAGCUAAGUUGAAGGUUAAAGGGUCGUCGGAGCUCAAGUCGGAGUUCAAGUGGGAGUUUAGAACUAAUUCGGAGGUUACAGCUUGAAUUGGGAAAUAUGGUAAAGAAAGAGAAAAGAGCUAAAGAACAGUCUAAAGAAUCCUUGGAUGAGAAGAAGCACAUAAAUGAAUCCCCAGCUCUCCUGGAAGAGAAUCCAGGAAUACCAGAGCCUGACCCCGUUACUCCAGCGGACACCAUUGUUUCCCGCCAGACGGGUCCACAACCCACAGAAAGUAGUACACAAUCUAAAAAAAGGUCAUCUGGAGCAGCACGAGGUGUUUGUGCUAUGCACAAAGUGGUGAUGAAGAAAGCGAAGGGAGAGAAAUUGAAUUUACGGUUCAAUCAAGUUGCAGUUCCAGUUGGAGACGAACGGCACAAACUGCAGUCCUAUAUAGGCAUGCUAGCAAGGACAAUGGUGCCAAUCGACAUUCCAAGUUGGCCAAAGGUUGACCCUGAAUUAAAAGAGAAAAUAUGGAAUGAUCUUGAGGAUACAUUCGAGCUGAUUCCUGAAAGUCGGAAGAGGAUUCUACAGUCGGCAGGCGCAAAAUGGAGAAAUUUCAAGGCUAAAUUGACAGCGGAAUAUGUGUUGCCUUAUGUUGGACAGAAGAAGAAGCUACAGAAGCCACCAAAACAAUAUGCUUUUGUCGGUAAGAAAGCAUGGAGACGAUUCGUUGCAGUUAGAGUCACAAAAGAUUGGCAGGAAGAGAAUAGAAAACAGAGUGAGAGAGUGGGAAAACGGAAAUAUCCACACCGAGUGUCAAGAAAAGGAUACAUCGGAUUGGAAGAAGAAGAAAUACGGUCAGGGAGGUUGGAGCCUGCUGAAAGGCCAGAUAGGGCAAUUAUGUGGAAAAAUGCCCGUAAGCCAAAUGACGGGAAUAUUAGCCCAAAACUGAAAAAGAAAAUUGAACAAAUUGAUUCGUUACUCGAAAAGCAGCAAAAUGGUGAAUUCAAGCCGGAUGGAACUAAGGAUGUGCUCACCACUGUAUUGGAAACUCCCGAGCAUGCGGGAAGGGUUCGUGGGGUUGGAAACUUCAUACCUCCAACUGUGUACUUCGACUUGCCGAAAAAGUCGAGGAAUCACAUUACCAAAGAGCAAUUUCAUAAUCUUGAGUUGCAAAUUGCUGAGUUGAAAGCUUUGAUUGCUGGGGGCAAUUAUCAAAAUUCACCAAUUCAUCAAAAUUCCGAGAAAGCAAGUUGUCCAGGGGCGGUGAAAGAACAAGACCAAGAACAAAAGACCAGAAAGCAACCUGUUGCAAAAAAACUGAUGGCAGAUGAAUUGAUGACCGAUGAGGAUAAAGAGGGUGCUGAUUUGGUUAUUAUUCCUCCUCCUGGUCCUCCGGAACAAAAGGGUCCUCGCAAAUGUGAACUGGCAGUGGACAACAUCGAUAAUAAGGUAGCUUUUGGUGUUGUUUUUGAUGAGGAAGAUGGAUUAAGUACAUCGGUUCAUGGAGUGCCUCUACAACCAGGAUUUGUUCGUGUUAGUGUGGACGGAAGCAUUCAGGAUGAUGCUUUGGUGCCUGUUCCUGUAAUUGGUGAGAUAGAAACCGUCCACCAAGCCAUCGGUUCUCAUUUAGCAUGGCCCAAAGACAUGAUCAGCUACAUCUCCAGUACUGGAUCGGAGAAAAUUAAAAAGGUGCGGAAGAUGACUGAGGUGGAGAGAGUGCAUAAAGCAUUUAAUUCUGUGAAGCCAAAGGACAGUGUGCCUCCUCGUUUUAGGGUGUUGUACAAAUUUGCAUCGACAGUCAUGAAGGAAAGUGGAAACUCAAUACCGGUUCCAUGUGAUUUUGAAAUUUUUGGAAUUGAACGAACGAUUUAUCUACUUGAAGAGAAUGUACUUGCAUUGCUAGAGUUUAGAAUGAUUGGACAGUCUGCUAUAUCAACAUACAUGGCGUAUUUGUAUUCAUUGUUUCGGGAUACGCCGAGUAGAGAUUUGUCAGCGAUGUUUUCUUUUCUUCAUCCGUCCACGUACAAGCUCAAUGAUGAAUUUAAUGAUUAUGUUGUGCAAAGGCUGAAAGACGGAGUUCUUCGCAUGAACUUUUUGCCUUUUAACUACAAUUUGCAUUGGAUAUUGAUUGUGUUUUGGGAGUCAGAAAUUUUCAUCCUUAAUCCAUUGCCUCAUUAUCCACAUCCCCAGGACCUUGAAAAGGCUUUAAUGCGAGCAGUGAGAUCUUUUAAUGCCCAGGAAGGACGGGUAAACAAGAAUCCCAAAGUUAAAAACGUUCUAGGCUGCCCUAAACAACCAGGCGGUACAGAAUGUGGAUAUGUGGUCAUGCGUUAUAUGAAAGAUUUAGUUGCGGACGAGGAGAUGAAGCUGCUAGACAAGUGGGCUUUAAAGAGUCGCAAGACUUAUACAAGGGAGGAGCUUGACGUCGUUCGCUAUGAGACGCUUGAUUAUAUCCAAUCCAUCAUGUAGCUGCUGGUGACCGGUAGUACUUGUCUUGCAAUCUAAAAACAGCUCUAUAUAUUUCGCUUGAAUGUUUUCGGAUAUCGUAGCUAGCUAGCUAGUACAGUUAGAACUUAAAAAUCAUGGAUGAAUUAAUGUCAAGUAGUAGUAGUAGUUGAUGUUUGAUGGUUUAGUAUACUGUUGGGAUAUAUUGGUGUUAUUGAUUUUUGGAUGCUAUGGUGGAUGUUAAUUUGGAUGCUGGUGGAUGUUUGGAUGUGUAGUAGAAGUUGGUUAGGAGAAUGACAAUUGGUAUAUAUAUUUGGAGAUUGUUUGGAUGUUAA